This is a messenger RNA of Anas platyrhynchos (mallard), 2848 nucleotides long. Lineage: Eukaryota; Metazoa; Chordata; Aves; Anseriformes; Anatidae. The record is from RefSeq and is a predicted model, not a curated record.
CCGCGCGGCGGGCGGCGCUGUGGCGCUGUGGCGGUGCCGGUGUCGGUGUGGCCGCGUCUCCCCGCCGCCGCCGCCGCUCCGCCGGCCCCUCACCGCCGGGCAAGAUGGCUGCCGUCCGCAGGGCCCGCCGCGACUCCCGCUGCGUGGUGCGCUUCUCCGACCGAGAACUCUGCUAAGUGCCCCCCGCGGGGACCCGGCGGGACGAGGGGAAGGGGGCACGGAGCCCCGGCACGGGACGGAGCCGCCCGAGGGCCGGCAGCAUGAAGCUGAAGAAGAUUGUCACUCUGACUUGGUAAGAACUGAUGACAACGAAAGAUCUGGUGAAGCAAAUCUUCAGGCAGAGCUCCAGAUGUUCAGAGCUCAGUGGAUGUUUGAGCUUGCCCCAGGUGUGAGUUCUAGUGGGUUGGAAACUCCGCCAUGCAGAGCAUCGCCAAGAGGACCUGGAGUGAAGUCUGCAGAUACCAGAGGGAAACAGGAGAUAGCAAAAGAGGAAAAGGCAAAAGAACUUUUCCUGAAGGCGGUAGAAGAAGAACAAAAUGGGGCCCUUUAUGAAGCCAUCAAGUUUUAUCGUCUAGCCAUGCAGCUUGUACCUGACAUAGAGUUUAGGAUCACCUAUACACGGUCCCCAGAUGGUGACGGAGUUGGAAAGAGGUGUGUUGAGGAUAACGAAGAGGAUGGCAAAAUGGCUGAUCUCCUGUCAGAUUUCCAGCAACAGUUAACUCUUCAGGACUCUUCCGUCAAACUUUGUCAGCCUGAGCUUGAUGUUAACCAGACCCAUAUCUCAGCAUUGCCUUUGGAAGUACUGAUGUACAUCUUCCGAUGGGUGGUUUCAAGUGACUUGGACCUAAGAUCAUUAGAGCAAUUAUCUCUUGUUUGCCGAGGAUUUUACAUUUGUGCCAGAGAUCCUGAAAUCUGGCACCAAGUCUGUUUGAAAGUGUGGGGCAGGAGUUGCAAUAAGCUUGUUCCAUAUUCUUCUUGGAGGGAAAUGUUUUUGGAAAGGCCUCGCGUUCGAUUUGAUGGUGUGUACAUCAGCAAGACAACAUACAUACGCCAAGGAGAACAAUCUCUUGAUGGUUUCUAUAGAGCAUGGCACCAAGUGGAAUAUUACAGGUAUUUGAGAUUCUUUCCAGAUGGUCAAGUUAUGAUGCUAACAACUCCUGAAGAUCCUCAAUCCAUCGUUCCUCGCUUACGGACUAAAAAUACAAGAACGGAUGCAAUCUUACUUGGCCAUUAUCGUCUUUCCCAGGAAACAGACAAUCAAACCAAAGUAUUUGCUGUAAUAAUGAAGAAAAAGGAAGAGAAACCAAUUGACUACCACAAAUACAGGUACUUCCGUCGUGUUCCUGUACAAGAAACAGAUCACAGUUUUCAUGUAGGGCUGCAGUUGUGCUCCAGUGGGCGCCAGAGGUUCAACAAACUGGUUUGGAUACAUCAUUCUUGUCACAUAACUUACAAAUCGACUGGUGAGACAGCAGUUACUACUUUUGACAUUGACAAGAUGUACACCCCUCUGUUCUUUGCACGAGUGAAGAGUUUUACUGCAUUCUCAGAAAAGCCGCUCUAAGAAACACCUUUUCCUCUCACAACUCUUGCAUGAAUAAAAGGUUGUAGCUAAUGAGCACUUAAGUUAUAAAUGUGUAUAUAUUUGGAGCAUUUUAAAAUUCUGGGGUUGGUAGUUUUUUCUGUUUCUUUUUUCUGAAGGCAGUAUGUUCCAUUUGAUUAUGGCUGGGGAUUCGUUUUGAGAUCAAGCUUAAACACCUUUAUGUUGUGACAAGAAUUUGAUAACAAAGUUUUUAUUUUUUUUAAACAGAUUUUAUAAAUCAGUCUGCUUAAAAUGUGAGUCUUCAUCUGCCCGGACACUGGUUUGUCCAAAAGGAAUUGUUAUAGGAAAAUCUCAUUGUCCACAGGACAGUGCUUGUGGUCUCUGGUGAAGGCUUGACAUGUGAAGGGGAGAAAGCUGUUUUAUAUUUGUUAAGCUGUGUGACUUAAAAGAACUUCAAAUAAAUGUUUUCUUUAAAUUAAAUUUAUUUUGUUUGCCUUCAAGAUCUGGCAUUAUGUUGACAUCAACCUUAAGGAAAAAACAAUCCAGGGCAAGCAGUCACGAAUAUAAUGUUUAAAUGCAGAGGUACAUCCCCACCAAUGCAGUGAUUCCAGCUGGUCUUAAACGUAACUUGAGCUUUACACAAGUUCAGUGGAGCCUGCCUUCUCAACAGGAUGGACGUAAAAGGGAGGAGGACGUGGGCAGCGAGCUAUCCUCUUGUACUGUAGGCCAAGCUGGCAGGGUGCGUGGCUCUGCUUGGGAAGUGUCACAGUGCAGUGGUGAAACGCUUGUGUGUGUACUGCUUCUGCGUUGGCAAGGUCUGACUGCACGGGUAAGCAGGCCUCACUUAAACGUGUUUGUAACGUGCUAUAACCCUUCAUCUAACCUCGCUACAGAUGCUGUAAAUCCUUUGAGCAUUUGUUGUACUAAGAUAAAUUGUGAGGCUGCUGUAGAUGUUCAGGUGCUGUGUACUGCUAAUCAUGAAGUGUACCUUGAGAUUGGUGCAGCUACCGUAUGCUGCUUCUCCUGCAUAUAUUGCUUGGGGGUGUAGUGCAGACACUGUAAUACAGCUUACCAUAUGUAUCUCGGGUUCUGAAAGAGCUGCAGCUUUUUAGUGUAGUUUUUUAAAGCCAUUUUGCAUAAUUUGCCUUUGAACAUCUCAUUUCGAAAUACGGACCUGGACUUGAGAACUGAAGUCUGAAAGAGCUGCGGAAAGAACUAUUCUUGUUCCAUAAUUUAUAAAGUGUAUCUUUGCAAGAAGCUACACGAUUAAAAAUACAUCAAUAAAUCAUGAUUUUGAACACACAA